AUGUCGCAGUAUAUCCCAAGCAUUCCCCCCAAUUGCCUUGCCAAAAAGGUCAUUCUCAUCACAGGUGGUGCCAAUGGCAUUGGUUCGAGUCUAGUGACGCAAUGCUUGGAGAGUGGUGCCAAUGUAUGCAUUGGUGACCUCGAUAACAUCUCGGGCGAGCGUCUACUGAAGAAAUGCUGUGACCAAUUCCACCCGGAGGAAGAAGACAUGCCCCCGCGCGCGAUUUUCCAGACCACCGAUGUCACCAACUACCCGUCGGUGUUGGCAUUGUUUGAUCUAGCCUUUAAGACCUACAAGCGCAUCGAUCAUGUCAUCUCGGCGGCUGGUAUCGUGGAAAUAGGGAAUUGGUUCGAUACCGCACUUACGCUGGAGACCGUCCGCCAGACCCCCACCCACAAAGUCAUGGAUGUCAAUCUCCUCGGGUCCAUGUAUGUUACCCGCAUCGCCUCUGUCUACUUGCGCCAUAACCGUGGAUCCAACUGCGACCGGUCGAUUCUCCUAUUUUCGUGUGUCUCUGGUUUCAAGGACAGCCCGUCUCUUUUCAUAUACCAAGCCUCCAAGCACGGUGUCACUGGCCUCAUGCGUUCCCUACGCACCUAUAUCUCCUCACCGUACAAGCACUAUCUUCGUAUCAAUACUGUGUGCCCCUGGGUGACCCAGACUGAUAGCAUCAAGAAGAUUGAGGCACAGUGGAAGCGGGCCGAACUUCCCAUCAAUACUCCUGAGCAGGUUGCUACUGUGGCCACCGGAGUCCUGGCUGAUCAGUCUCUUAACGGCACAUCUAUGUUCAUUGAAGGUGGUCGUGCUUGGGAAAUUGAACAGAACAUCGACCGACUAGAGUCCGAAUGGCUGGGCGAAGCGCCAUCCAAGGUGCUUGCUUUGGGCCAGGGGCUGCUUGAUGAUGGUUCUAUCUGGACCGCGCCGGAGCGACCCCGGAAAAAGAGCACCAUUUCUGUUGGAGUGCCACCAGGAGUACCUCUUGGUAAAAUCAAUGGACUUACUAAUGGCGUGAAACAUUUUAUCUCGGAUGGAGAAAGCAAUGGAAUCUCAAAUGGCUUGGCCAACGGGGUAACUAAUGGAUUAUCGAAUGGUGUGCACUAA
This is a messenger RNA of Penicillium samsonianum, 1101 nucleotides long. RefSeq names its product putative 3-hydroxyacyl-CoA dehydrogenase. Lineage: Eukaryota; Fungi; Ascomycota; Eurotiomycetes; Eurotiales; Aspergillaceae. The transcript has 3 exons. Gene Ontology annotation, molecular function: oxidoreductase activity, acting on the CH-OH group of donors, NAD or NADP as acceptor. The coding region runs from base 1 to 1101 and encodes 366 amino acids. Gene Ontology annotation, cellular component: cytoplasm. The record is from RefSeq and is a predicted model, not a curated record.